Messenger RNA from Chilo suppressalis (striped riceborer), 12569 nucleotides. Lineage: Eukaryota; Metazoa; Arthropoda; Insecta; Lepidoptera; Crambidae. The record is from the annotation of a GenBank genome assembly.
UAACAGGCCGCCUUUCACGGAGGAAGGACGUUCUAAAUCCCAUUAAAAGUGUAUACAAAAGUUACGUGUUGUGACGUUCAAACUAUUUUCGUUUUGUGGUAAUAAGUUUCGUUUCUUUUGAUCGUGCCAAGUUAUCUGUUUAUAGUGAAGUGACAAAGAGGUGUCCACCUUCACACGGGAUUGUUGGUUAAUGUAGUGACGGAUAGAGUGCCACAAGGCGCCGCAAGAUGGCGGCGGCGGGCCGGCAGCUGCGGCUGCUACUCUGGAAGGACUACCUCGUCAGGAAACGGAACUUCGUGACGCUGGGCGGAGUGGUGUGGGCGACAAUGAUUAUGCUGGCCCUCUACGUGGUCAGAAUCAACAUCGAUAACCAGGACUUCCCCGACUGCCAGUACCCUGCGCGCGCGCUGCCCAGCGCUGGGAUGCUGCGGUUCGUGCAGUCGUUUAUCUGCAGCGUGGACAACCAGUGCAAGCCCAUGGACCAGUACCAAGAAAUACCCGCCUACAAGAACUCUAAAUUGAGCCAAGUACAGGAUAAGCUGUGGCCCCUACUGUCGAAUACCACAGUGGUGGAGGUGGCAGGAGCAGUACCCGGUGCUCUCAAACUGUCGGCUACCCUCGCUAGAGUGCUGGACGACCCGAUACUAUUGGACAUCACCAAGAACGGUCUGAGGGUCGCCGACCUCUUCCAGAACCCUGGCAUAGUGAAGCGGUACAUCGCAUCAGAGAUGAAUAUGUCGCAGCCGGUAGCAGAGGCCGUUCUGAAGGCGGAACUGAGUGUCCAAGGUAUUAUGAAAAGUGACAUGGAUAGAUGCGAAGUGAACUCCAUGUCGAAAUUCAUAAGAAUAGAGAACAAGGAAUAUAUGGAGGCGUUUGUGAAUCAGCUGUGUCGACUCGACGAUAAAGAUUUGCAGCGACUGGCUAGUAAUCUACUGCUGGAGAUCAACUUCGCCAAAUAUAUUACUAUGGCAGGCAACAUGUACUACAAGUUGUCUGGAGACGAACGAGUGUUAAAGCUGGCCGCGUUAGUAAGGGCAGCGACACACGUAACGCGGCUGGAUUCCUUUCUGCCGCCUGUGUUCACGGCCUUAUUUGAACGACGCACUGUUGACUUUAGCUACUUCAAUGUGUCUAUUAUGACCAAUCUCAUGGAUCAGUUUGAGCCAACAUUCGGUAAGACACAAGCGUACAAGAUACUAAGAGACAUAACUGAUACGGUUGCAACUGCGCUACAAUAUUUAGACAAAAUAUUCAAGGCCGACAACCCCGUGGAAAAUGCUGCCAAUCUUUUGCUGUCUGGAGUCGGUGACAUUAACGAUGCUAAUGAAUUGAAGGGUCAAGAUAUUUCAAAUGUAUUAACUAAUGCAAUUGAUGUAUUUGAGAAAGCAGCAGCAAAAGAACCUAUCGAUAUUUUUAAUAUUUUAACUCAAUUGACGAAUUUCAUAAGCAAAAUUCUAUCUGAUAAAAUGAGACAUGAUGUACAAUUCUAUUCGACUCUUCUUGCUAAACUAAUCGAGGGCGCGAAUAAAGUAGUUUCCACCAAUUGGAAUAUACAAGAGAUGGCCUAUGAUGUCUCCUUGCGGAACCCCGAAGGAGUCAAAAUCUUAGUAAAAUUACCACUACAUGUGGUAAGGAAAGGUUUAGAAGCUUUGGCCGACGCUGAAAGAGUUCAGAUUUUAACAUCGAAACUAAACGUUCGCGGCCAAAUCUUUUGUGAUGCCAACAAAAUGGCUAACUUUUUCAAGAUAUCUAAGACAGAGGCCGAUGCUUUGAAGAGUCACUUAUGUACUGAUGCCUGGAAAAAUUAUGUGGGAGAUUUGAUAAAAUCAUUUGGUAUCUACGAAGUUCGAGAUUUGAUAAACAAUAUGGCAUCACUAGUCAUACAAGAAACCUUCGGCAAAGACACAAGCGAUCAGCUCUACUCCAUAGAGAAAGAUUUUCAGAUCCUCAAGAACUUCACAGACUCACUUGUUAGAGCAAAGUCGAGGGCCGGAACCGUCACGGACUGGAGUAAACUGUUCAACGUCACUAAUGAUUCUGAGUUCAUGAAGAUUUUCAAUGAAAGAGCGCAUUUGGGAAAACAAAUACUAAUAACAUCGCAUGGCGCACUGGCUAAAGAAGUAGUGAAACAAAAUACAAUCCUUGAGUACAAAAUAACACCGAUCUUACUCGAUCUGACGACCGUCGUGGAGGCCAUCAACGCCCAGCUGCGACUAAUAUCGAAAGAGACGACAGAAAAUAUGAAGAAAAUGUACCCUGACGUUAUUAAAGUCAUGCUGGAUACAGUGAUGGACGAAAAUAAGACUUACUUGGCGCUAUCAACCCCCAGUUCAGAUAUAGUAUGCAACGGUAGUGAAGUGGCCGCUACAUUCUUGAAUAUUACUUCUGUCGAUGAUAAAGACGAGUUGAUAACUACCCUCUGUAACGCUUCUGAAGCCAUCGACAGGGGGCUAACCAAUAAUUCGAUCAUUGCUAAAGCUAUAGCAUCCAUCAGAAAGUCUUCGCACGGUCCUCUAGAAGAAGUGAACUGGACAAAACUAAUUAACUCCCUGAAGAAUCUGUACCUAAAGUUAGACCGGGAGUAUCCGUACUUGUUCGAGUACACUAGCUAUGGAAUGAAUGAGGGUCAGAAGGUAGAAUUGGACAAUCAGUUAGUGGAAGCGAAGAAGUUUUGGUUCAGUACCAGGAGUAUAGAUAGACUGUUACGAUUGAGCGUGAAGCUGGUAUUCCGUCUCCUGGACCUGGUGGACAGUCCUGCCUUCAACCUGUCGAUAGAGGGCUGGUUGAGGAGCAAGUUUUACCUCACAGCUGUCAGGGGGCAUCUUAAUGCUGUUCACUCCAUCAUAUCUCUACUGUCAGCGGCGUCCCGAAACGAGACAUAUGUUUCUGCGUUGCCUUCAGCGACAUCCCGCGCUUUAUAUGCCCUCGCUCAGCACUCGCCGAAUCUUCUAAUAGACGCAGUCGACAUCAUACUGUCCAACCAAUCUUACGUGGAGCCCAUAUUGUCCAGAAUAAACUCCGACACCCCCUGGCCUUGUGGCAGCAGUUUAACAGACUUUCUACCACUUACUCCACACUCGGAGGAAGCAGUGAAGGCUUCGGAAACUAUCCUGUGCAUGGAUGACGACUAUCAAAGACAAUGGACUGACUUUAUCAAGGACAAGAACCUCAACUUCUAUAAUACAAGCGGUUGGAACACCACAGCUUACGAACCCCAUUUGUUCCUGAAAUUCUCUGGAGCCUUCGAUUCGUUGGUAGAAGACAUAAGUUUAAUCAGGAAUAUGGUGAGAGAAUUGCUGGACACCAGGAAGGAAAAGACAGGUGUAACUCUAGCAGAUGCUUGGAGUUACGCUGCCGAUGUGUUCGAAGGAAAAGACAGGAAUAUGACGUUGAGAUCUCUACUCGCGAACAUUGACGCUAUCCUGACCGGGGUAUCUUCUACCACCAUCAACGUGUCUUUAAGCGAAGUGUGGACUCGAGUGGGAAACUGUUCCACCAUCACAGGGAAUUCCUGCAGGAACUCCUGGCGAGACGCAUGGAAGUAUUCCCUGGAAGCAGCGUCUUCAGUCCUGGAUGAUAUAGCUGGAGAGCUGCUGACAUACUUCACUGAGGUCAAUGAGCCAAACGUCACCGUUCUACGAUUGCUGGGCUUCACCACACACACGGGGCUAUACAAGUUGUACGACCAGUUGCCUGAAUUUCUAGGCACGCUGCUCAACUCCUUCUGGGACUACGGGUUCAUGACUCAGAUUCGUCGCGCGUCAUCCACCCAGUUCUGGGAAUGUGAGGCCGUAGUCCAGGCACUGGUGGUUCCUGUGGGCAGCAGUAUAUCAGCAGACACUAUGGUGGCUGUGCAGCCGUUCCUAUGCCCCUCGCUGCUGUACUGGAUCUCGAUGCCGAGGGACGCCAAUACUUUCCUGAACAUUAUAGCUAAACCGCAAUACACAUUUUAUAAUAUGGAUGUACAAAAUUUAACGAGUCGUUUCGAAAAUGCAUUUAUUAAGGCUACUGAACUCAGUUUACUUCUAAAAUAUAUUAGUAAUAAGAACGACACCGUCAAGCAAGACGAUACUAGUAUUGACACAUUGCAAAAUAGACUUAAAGAAGCAGUAGAUAGCGUACUUAAUUAUAAAAUAAACGAAAGUGAUCCAUCUUAUCGUUUGUUUAACGAAAUCAAUAAGAAACAAUUCAUAGCAGCUACAUAUUUGACUAGAAUAACUGCAAUUGUGAACAAACUAGCUGUAGCUAUUGAAAGUCUAAGUCCUGAAGAUAUUAAGACUGAUUUUAGUGAAGAUGAGGUUAAGAAAUUAACAAGUGAAAUAUCGACUAUAAGUAGAAUAUUUAAGAGAAGGCCUCAUGAAGCUAUUGCCUUUCAUUUCGAUGUACUUACUGAUGUAUUAUCAACGAACAGUGAUAGUUUUAGUUUAGUGAAAUCUUUAGAAGCAACAUGUGAUGAUAUAAAGAAUAAUGACACUAGCAAAGAUAUUCUUAAUGAAAGCCAAAGAACUAAAAACCAAAUAUGUGGUAAGGAAUACAAAUUCAUAUACGGUGCCGUGGAAAAUGUUAUAACUGAUGAUUACGACAAUGCGAGGAAUACUUUACUGAAUAUGAUUAAUUUGCUACGAGACGCAGAUGACAAUUCGACGGAUAUUCUAACAUUUUUCAAAGACAGAAAGAAACUCAUAAAUUCCCUGAGGAAAUCGGUGAAGUACGCAUACGAUUUAGGCCUGCCUGUCUACCUAAAGUACCUACACAGUAAUCUGCAGAGCUGCAGUGUAGUCCUAAGCUUCCUUUCUGGCGAAGACUGGUGGAGGGACCUAAGGACAUUGUACAAUGGACCUGGGAUCAGUGAGUUCUUCGAUGGUGUAGAGAGCAGUCUGGAUAUUGCCGUCGAUGUAUUAACGAGGUUGGAUCAGAUACAGAUAGUCCGUCUACUACGCGAUAUUGGCUUGAACGACACGGCGUCGUUCUGUCAGCCUAACGUGUCGUUGUCCGACUACAUUCCGGAUGGCACCGGAGUGUUGUCCCGUCUGAAAUUAGCCGCGUGUUCCACAGACAAAGAGGUGUUCAGGGAAAUACCACCGCUGCUGUUCGCUUCACAGGGCUUCGACAGUGAACUGACCGUGUCCAAGGACAUAGAUUACAGUUCCCUCGACUCCGACAUAAGCCAGAUUGAGUCUCGUUUAGUGAACAUUCAAUCUGGCCCGAAGUCCCCUCUCCGACCACAGUGGAUCUCUGAAGAGGGAGUGACGAGAGUCCGGCAGGCAGCACUUGGCCUCCUCAAGGGCGAAGCCCUAACUAAAGCGGCCUUUGGAAUCCUAGGGAAUAUAAUUGACGCUAGCACGCUGUUUUUGAAUAGCAGCGAGUGCAGUGGAUGUUCUCAAGUGACGGCUAUCGUGAAACAAGUGACUCUACAGCUCUACAAACGGAACGAAUAUCGUGCGCUACUUUGCGCCACCACCCGCCCGCUCGCGACUAACCAGCUCGCCCUUCACGCUGCUCUCAAUGCCGACUUCCACUGGGACAUGGCCCUCACGCAGCUUAUCUCAUCACGGAACUACACCAACUUGGAGCUGAACAAAUCCCUGAACGAGCUGCUGGAGCAGGUGGAACUGUACGUGCUGGAAGAAGUGACUGGAACUCACAAGAUGGCGGACUGCCUCUCUUCUAAUAGUAGCGAACCGAUAGCUUAUGUUGCCACAUUCAUCAAAGUCUUAGCCGGCACUAUUACUCUGUUCCGAGCCGAGUUGCCCUACCUCCACGAAGUUGAUGGUAUGACAAAAGUGCCAUUCAUUAAAGAACUCCACGACCAAGUGGCCCCCAAUAUGGAUGCGUUUACACCUCUCAAGAAGUACCUGAAAGAUAACGUCGAAUUUACGAAGAGACUGUCUUCGGUCAUCAGCAACCUAGAGCUGAUAAAGGAUGUUGAAAAUGGCGAUGUUAAUUUACGUUUGGUCGGCAAAUCUAAGCAAAUUAAGGAUAUGAAUAAAUAUAUAACAUUGAAAGACCACGAUUGGACUAUGGAAUGUAAAAAGUAUAAUUGCGGAAAAAUCGUAGAUUAUGUCAAUAGUAAUAUCAAUAACACAUUAGUGGCUAAAGCGCUCCCCAAUUUACAAACUGCCGAGUUCUGGCGGUUCAAAUUCUUAACCAAGAUUCUUUACCAUGUGGAAAACGUGUUGAAAUAUGUCGCGACAUUGGUCGAGGUCGUCAGCAGACUGGACCUGACGGGGGUGCGGGAGGGGAGAAUAUCUUCCACUGUUGAUAUGGUGAUGGAAAUUAUGACCCAGGAGGUGCUCGGUGAUGUGGUCAAAAGCAUCCAUGGAAUCUUGGAGGAGGCAGCACCCUUGCUGAAUGACACCUCCAUAGCUGAAGACCUGCGAGCCCUCACCAGCGGGUUACUGGUUCUGCAAGACUACAAAAACUACUUGAUUAAAGAAGACAUCAAAGUGCCCAUAGGCUCAGUGUGGUCUGACGGCGAGUGGAUGGAAGCAGAGUUGAGUUCUUUGGGAUUCAACAACACCAACCUGUGGGGUGCCGCCGCGCCGGCCCUAAGGGCGGGACACUUCGCACCGGCCCCGCUGUUAUCCUGGAAGCCUGGCCAGCACAUAGCCGACUUCGUAUGCGGCGUGGAAGAGAUGUCUUGGGUUGUGUUCCCGGGCAAUCUGGGUUCAGUCACUCGAGACGAUGUCCUUGGAGGGGUGGUGGAACAGUUCUGCAGCAUCAGCGAUGCCAGGGUCAAGGAGAUGCUGCCAGUCAUUAUAAGGGGAAUGAAUUAUUCGUAUAUACUCGAUAAGGUGACAACAGUUCUCCUCACGCAACUGUACACGGCAUCGAACCUGUCGCAGUCCGAGGGCGAGCGAGUGACCUCAUCCCUCCCCCUCAUGGCGACGGUGCUGCCCUCCAUACAGGCGCCGGUGGGGGACACCGCCAAGUCUCUGGCUGAAGAACCCCUGCUGCAGAACCUCAGGAACUUCACUACGAUCGGCGAUCUGCUGGGAUCGACCGACUUCAUGUCUAACGCUGGAAAGAUGGUUUGCGGGAAACCGUUCACGGCAGACGUGUCCCGCGUGUACCGCAGCGUGCUGCAGAAUGAGGACUUGGCUGGUGCUGAUGACCGCGGACAGCUGGACUCCCUGCCCACGGAUUUCUGCCGAUCAGUGUACAAGGGCAUCGCGCAAGCGCCGGGCGGCAAGAUAGUGUGGAGUUUUGUGAAACCAUUGCUUUUGGGCAAACUACUGUAUACUCCAACCACGCCGCUUGUAGAAAGGAUUAUACAGAAGGCUAACUCAACGUUCGCCCACAUGGCUAACCUCACUUCCCUGGUCCAUUCGUUCGCCGAAGCUUUUUCCUCCGUGGAUCAACUGUCAGCUCAUCGGCAAGGGGUAGAAGUUCUGAAGAAUCUGCUGUCUUCUCCAGCGUUCAAGGAUCUGAGGGCCACGCUGAUUGGCGACGGGGAAGUGCCAGAGGUUAAUGUCGACGACAUGUUAGAUGAGAUCGGGGAUUUGCAGGGCGUUGGCAGCAUCUUAUCUCAGGCAUCUUCUCUGCUGCGCUGCAUCAGUCUGGAUCGGUUCCGAGCGGUUCCAGAUGAAGACCAACUCGCCCACGAAGCCGCUAACUUGGCGAUACUUAACGAAUUCACUGCUGGGCUGGUGUUCUUAAACGACGGCACUUCUGAGGAAUCCAUCACCAACAUCCGAUACAAGAUCCGAAUGGACAUCGACAAUGCACCUACUACGGCCAGAUUGAAGAAUUAUCUAUGGAUCCCUGGUCCGGAAGAUAGCUUCCUGGAGGACCUGCGCUACUUCCGCGGCUUCGUUCAACUCCAGGACAUCGUGAGUCAAGCCAUCAUACAGGUGGCGAAGGAAUCUACGGGGCAAACGAGGUACAAACGAGAGGCUGUAGCCGAAGAUAAGUGGGCUGUGUACACACAGCAGAUGCCGUAUCCGUGCUACAGGAAAGACUACUUCCAGACAUCCUUGUACGAGUCUCAGGCGCUGAUAGUGGCGUUCUUCUUCUCUAUGCUGUUCUCCGUCGCCUCUAUAGUACGAUUCUUGGUGGCCGACCGAGAGACUGGCAAUACUAUGCUAAUGGGAGUGAUGGGCGUGAAGGUGUCCUACUGCACUAUCUCCUGGGUGAUAUGGAGCAGUAUAGAACUAGCUGUGACAUACGGCUGCAUCUGUGCCGUAUUGGAAGGGGGCGGGAUAUUACCUCGUACUCCGGCUUCUUUACUCCUGACGCUGCUUAUAUUAGCCCAGAUCAGUGGACUCAGCUUCUGCUACAUGAUGUCCAAGCUAUUCAAUCGCGCCAGCUUUGCAGCUGUUUGCACCGCCAUCGCGUACCUGAUAACUUUUAUGCCCAUCGUGCUGAUUCUGUCGCUAGAAGCUGUCAUUUCUAAGGCGUCCAAGUUACUUAUUUGCCUGUCGAUGUCGUCAGCGCUGUGUUCAGCUCUGGUAAUCAUCUGUGGACUAGAAGCACGCGGUUCUGGAGCACACUGGGCAGACGUGUGGACGGCAAACGACCAGGAACUGAGUAUUGGAGACGCAGCCAUUAUGAUGCUGUUUGAUGCUGUUUUAUACGCGGCUAUAGGAUGGACUAUUGAUCGGUUCUUCGGUCUAAAGACACUUCAGAGCUGCAUCGUCCGAUCCGACUCUAGCGAGGAAAAGGCCGGCGUCAGCAUCAUCAACGUGUCCAAAGUAUACGGUGCUGGAACCAAGCACUCUAAGGUUGCCCUGGACAAUGUCUCCAUCGAGCUGCAUCGAGGACAGAUCACUACACUACUAGGACACAAUGGGGCGGGGAAAACUACCCUCAUUAACAUCAUAACUGGCACGCUGCGUCCUACACGCGGGCAAGUAGUAGUGAGAUCGGGCGGCAGUACUAGCGGGAGCGGAAGCGGAAGCGGAUGGCGUGAGGUCGGGGCGUGUGCACAGCGGGACGUUUUAUACGCGGCGUUAACGGCGCGGGAACAUAUCACGCUGUACGCUAACCUUAAGGCUGCCACGCCGGGACCGCAUGUCGAUGAGGAGAUUGAGAACAUGCUGCAAGUAAUGAACCUGGGUGAAGUGAGCGACGUGCCAGUGUCGAGGCUAUCUGGAGGCACCAGGCGUCGUCUCUGCGUAGCGCUGGCCUUCCUGGGACAGCCCGCCCUCGUGACCCUAGACGAGCCCACUGCUGGAGUAGACCCGGCAGCUAGAAGGGCCAUCUGGUCAUUGAUCGUGAAGCUGCGUAAGGACCGCACUGUACUGCUGACCACCCAUCAUCUGGAUGAAGCGGAACUGCUCAGUGAUAACCUGGUCAUCAUGCACAGGGGUCAAGUGCAUUCCACCGGGUCACCAGUAGAGAUAAAACGCACCCUAGGAUCGGGAUACAACCUCUCAGUCACUUACCCCUCGACGUGGACUGCUGACGAGGAAGACGAGGAACGUGCCAAGCUCCUGCUGGCCACCGCCAGGCAGGCGGUGCCAAACGCCAGUCUCACCAACUCCACUGGCCUCGAGACUGAAUUGUUGCUGCCAUUUUAUGAUAACAAUGGGGUUAAUAAUGACUACCUGCAACUAUGCUUAUUGCUGGAAUCGCAGCAACAGGCGCUGGGCUUCAGCAGCUUCACGCUGGAGUGCAGCAGCUUAGAACAGAUCCUGGCCGACAUCUGCCAGCAGACGGACCGAUACGAACCGGUGGAUUCCAGCGAGUUAGCAUGUAAGAGUAACUCCAGUUGCAGCGUCCGUACAGAGUCCGCACCGCUUGUGACGGGCGAUGGACCCCUCAAGGGUUCCGUGCGGCAGCAGUUCAUCGCUCUAAUGAGGGCCAGGGCCUUGCACUACAUGAGGAAUACAUGGCUGUUAUUCGUACUGCUGGUAGUUCCAGCUGCGUUCGUUUGUAUAGCGAUGGGAUUCUCCAAGAUCCGCCCGCCUGCUGACAACGAGAGGCCAUUACUUCUAACCCCCGCCUUAUACAACGCUACAGAUUUUCUCACGUCGCAACCAUCAAUAUACUCGGAAAACGUAGAUCCGUGGCUCGCGAAAGGAGUCAUGCGCAUGUUGUUGCAAGAAAAGGACGCAAGAAAUUGGACAGAGAAUGAUAAUCCCGUGUGUGAAUGCGGUGAGACGCGCCAAGUUUGCCACUCCAGCGACGCGUCGACGCCGCAAACGAUGGUGUUGCCAGACGUGGACACUCUCAACCGAUGGUUGCUCAACACGCAGGAGAUGUACAGAGAGAAGAGAUACGUCGGUUUCACAUCGUCAAUAACACGCAACACCACCCACCUGACAUCGUGGUACAACAACAAGGGUCACCACGCCCUACCUGCCUCCCUUGCCGCCCUCCACACCGCCCUACUGCGGGCCAUCACCGCCCAGACGCGCGCCGAUAUCGCCGUCUACUCGCAUCCUCUGAAGAUAUCCACCGAGCAGAUCAGCAAGAAUACUGUGUACCAGCACGUGGCGGACGCGGGUAUAUCCGGGCUGGUAGUGCUGGCUUAUUGCCUGGUAUCGGGCGGGGCGGGCGUAUAUCUGGUGACGUCACGCCGGCUGCAGUUAAAUCGUCUGACCGCUCUCGCUGCGGCCCCACCCGCUUUGACUAGAGCCGCGGCUUUACUCACCGAUAUGACGGUAAUCAUCAUCAACAUGGUGAUCACGGCGGUGCUGAUGGCGGCGUUCCACUUCCCUGUGUUCGUGUGGGGCAACAAUCUGCCCGCCAUAUGUCUGCUGAUAUUACUCUAUGGGUUCGCAUGCAGCGGUCUGAUGCAGGUGGCAGAGCGAAGGUUCUCCGAUGCCGGAGUGGCCAGCAUGGUGCUGUUCUGUAUGAACGCUAUGUUGGGACUCGGGGGAAUCACCGUGUUACUGAUCCUCGACCUCAUCUCGCAGUCUGAUGCCACAGACGACGCGCGAUGGGUUUUGCACAAGAUCUUCCUAGUGGCGCCGCCGUUUGCGCUCGGCGAUGGAUUAUUGGAAAUCGCUAAAAACACCAUACAAGCCCAGGUCCUCUCCCGGUUCGGUAUGGACACGUACAAGGACCCCUUGUCCUCGAGCCUGGUGGGACUCCACUACCUGUACCUGGUGCUGGUCGGAACUGCCCUGUUUCUGCUCAACCUGGCCUUGGACUACCAGUGCUUCGACUUCUUAUUGAACAAACUGUAUCCAACCCCGAUGCCUGACCCCUGCGAUGGAGAGCUGGAAGAUCUGGACGUAGCUGCGGAAAGGAGGAGAGUUCUGGAGGCAGUGUCUCGGACGAGGGACACUCCACUGAGGCUGCACACUAUAGGCAACAUUAACGCAGGGUUCGUCGACACUGAGGGCAAGAAGACCGAGUCUUUAUCCCGGGCCCAUAAGGACCCAGCGAUGGGCCCCGACGUAGCUUGGUGCGUGGGGCUCGGCAAACGGUACCGAGGCCGGAAACUGCCUGCUUUGAACGACCUAACGCUAGCCCUGCCUGCUGGACAGUGCACGGCGCUCCUGGGAGUAAACGGUGCCGGCAAGUCGACAACAUUCUCAUUACUGACCGGCCAACUGCGGCCAACCACUGGCUACAUAUACGUGCAGGGCAAGCCGGCCAACCGGAGACAACUCUGCCAAGGAUAUAUCAGCUACUGUCCCCAGAGUGACGCCAUAGAUCCGCUGCUCACUGUGCGGGAGACAUUGUCCAUAUUCUGCCAACUUCGCGGCAUUGAUCACCAACACGAGGUGAUAAGUCGCACGGUUGAGACGUUCGAACUGGGCCGCUACAUAGACACUCGAGCGGGUAAUCUAAGCGGUGGGAACAAGCGGAAGCUGUGCGCCGCUAUAGCGCUUAUGAGCCGCGCGCCGCUCGUGCUGCUCGACGAGCCUACCAGUGGUAUGGACCCCGUCUCCCGCGCGUGCGUGUGGCGUGCGGUCCGCGCGGCAUGCGGUGUGCGGCGCGGCGUGUUGCUGGCCACGCACGUGCCGCAGGACGCGCGGCGCUCGUGCCGCAGUGCCGCGGUGCUGCACGCCGCGCGCCUGCGUCGACUGCGGCCGCUGCACGCGCUCAAUGGUUUGUGCGGGGGCUACGUGGUGGAGUGCGUGGUGGGUCAGGGCGCGGUGGGUCGCGUGUGGGACGCGGUCAGGGCCCUCCAGCCCCCCGCGCGCCUUCUGCUCACGCAUGCCCGCGCGCUGAGGGUCAUGCUGCCCGCUACAUAUACAGUGGAUGGCAAAGAGACGGUGAUGCGUCUAAGCGACGUAUUCCGAUUGAUGGCACGCCUGCAGGGCGCCUGCGACAUUGAGGACUACGCCGUCACGCAGCCCGAGCUCGACCAGAUGUUCCUAAACCUGGACGAUAAAGUGAGAAUAGAGGAUGAGUACGUAGAUCUGGAGCCUCUACCCUCCCCCACUGCACUGAGGCCUGACAGAGAUCAACUCGACAGUGUCACCGCACUUUAAAAGUCAGCUACCUUAUCCCAGACUUUAGCACAUACCUAUGACUUUUCAGUUUACCAUUUUGUCAAUUAUAAAUAAUAAGGCAUUUUCCAAAUUUUUGAAAACUGCUUACAUUUAAAGAUUGGGAUCAACGAUUUAACAGAAAUAUAAAAAAAAUGGGUGCGUGUACUUAUGUAGGCG